This is a messenger RNA of Macrobrachium nipponense, 1504 nucleotides long. Its product is annotated as mucin-2-like. The record is from RefSeq and is a predicted model, not a curated record. The coding region runs from base 140 to 1363 and encodes 407 amino acids. The transcript is spliced from 3 exons. Lineage: Eukaryota; Metazoa; Arthropoda; Malacostraca; Decapoda; Palaemonidae.
CGUAAACAAACCAGACGGGUGCUUUUGCUAUAUUUAGAGCUACUGAUCUAUAGACCGUACUCACUAGUUAGGCAGACGUUGACGCCUAAGGAGUCCAGCUUCCCUCAGGAGAGCAAAUCAAAAUCACCUGGAAAGGAAGAUGGAGCUGAAGGGAGUUCUUGUGGUGUUGGCUGGAUUCCUGAAUCUCUGGAAGAGCGACGCUGUGCAAGGAGUGCCUGCGUCUCUUCCAGGGAUGACAUUACCUAUCGUUCCGAUGUAUCCAGCUAAUAUUCCUAUGCCUGUUCGUCCACAUCAGAUCGUUAAGCCACCUUUACCAGUGCAACAAAUGAUACAAAGUUAUCAACAGGCGCAAGGUAUACCAAGUGUGUUUGACCCUUACCGUAAUAGUUUCCGAGACAGGCCUCUCCAAUGGUGGAGUAGGGAUCUGGACUUCGAACAGUCACCUCUCCGAUGGUGGAGUAAGGAUAUGGACUUCGAACAGUCACCUCUCCGAUGGUGGAGUGGGGAUAUGAACUUCGAACAGUCACCUCUCCGAUGGUGGAGUAGGGAUAUGGACUUUCAAAACUCUUUUUAUCCUUAUGCAUUUGAGCAAGUGGCGUUGCCCGUGAAACCCACUAAACCACACAAGAACGUGAAAGCCAAAACAACUGCCGCACCAGCUACAGGUAGCAUUUUGACAGUAACCACCAACACACCUGCUGGUGCUCAACAGCAAACAACUGCUGCUACGCCUACAACCACUGGGGCAACCGCUGGAACAACCCCUGGGGCAACCGCUGGAACAACCCCUGGAACAACCACAAUUGCGGUGCCUACACCAGCCGCCGGGAUAUCUACAAAUACACAACCGCAAACAACUCCAGGAACUACACAACCACCACCAUUAUUAACUACACGAUCGCCUACAGCAACAACGCACCGACCAAUAGUAACUACCCAGACACCUGGUCUUGCUCCAGGACAAACAACUCCCGCACCACCUGCAGCACUUUCGUCUGCUGGACCUUCCUCAUCAUUGAGUUCGACAUCAUCUUCCCCACCAAGAAGUGUCACUCCUAGCUUUGUGCCAAUUAAGGCACCAGGUAUUGUGUCUCUCUUUGGUGGAGGUCAGACCUACUUCGUCCCGCCGAAAGAUGGCUCCAGCGGUGUCAAAGUUUUCAUGACAGGACCGGGAUCCUUCUCCGGGUCGAGUGGUUCUGGCGGCAGCUUUGUUACGGGGACUGGAAACAUGACUCUUGUUAACCCGGGAGAGGUACAAAGCUUGGGAGUUCAAUCAGCACCAAGCUUUCCCCCACAAAUCAAGGAUAUGUUUUCGGCUUUCUCAGGGUUCCCGACAGGACAAGGCUUGAUGCCAACAUGGUAACAGCGACGCUCUUGGGAACCGAGGGUUCCCUCAGCUCUUUCCCCAGGACAGUCCAUUUCAACCGAAUGCAGGACCCCCUGCAGGAAUUCCUGGCGCAAUCAAGCCACCUGGUAUUCCCUCAAGUUCUUUAAAGCCUUUCAU